Ahaetulla prasina is the source of this 7131-nucleotide messenger RNA. It is a transcript of the gene ZBTB25, whose product is annotated as zinc finger and BTB domain containing 25. Bases 4323 to 6395 code for a protein of 690 amino acids. NCBI's taxonomy places the organism in Eukaryota, Metazoa, Chordata, Lepidosauria, Squamata, Colubridae. Gene Ontology annotation, molecular function: RNA polymerase II cis-regulatory region sequence-specific DNA binding; protein binding; DNA-binding transcription factor activity, RNA polymerase II-specific. The transcript is spliced from 3 exons. Gene Ontology annotation, biological process: regulation of transcription by RNA polymerase II. The record is from RefSeq and is a predicted model, not a curated record. Gene Ontology annotation, cellular component: nucleus.
GCAUACAUACAAAAUUUUAAAUUAAUGGCAAGAAAGAAAACUGUCUGAAAUAGUGGAUUUUUACAAAGAUUCCCAUCUUUCCUAUUUCCCCUUCUGGGUCAAUUGCUUAAACAGCAGCAGCAACAGCAGCAGCAGCAGUAGUUUCAGUUCAUAUACUUCUGGUGACAUCAUAGACUACAGUUUGCCAAAAAUUCAGUGGAGGAGAAAUGGACAAAGUCAUACACAUACAUACAUGCUAUAUGUGGUAAGGAAGUCACAAAGAAAAAUAAAUUUUCCCUCUGAGAAAUAAUGCAGAGAGAUAUGAGUGGUCUUUGUGUUACUCCUUUAUCAGCAAUGUAUUUUGUGAUGGCUUUCCUUAUCUCCUUCAUCCUCCCUUCCCUUCCAACAAUUCAUGCGAGAAAUUAUUAUUGUUUUUUUAAAACAGAGAUCUGGUCAGAAUAUUUGCAGUUACUUAAUUGUGACAACUCUGGAAACUAUUGUGCUACCUUGGCACUGAAAAUAUUUCCCAGGCUUGAGUAACCCACAAAACUACAUAUCCAACUAGAAGUCAAAUGAUCUAACUUUUUAUGAGAAACGAAGUCUAAAGAAAUAUUGAAAAAAGACAGUGACUUUUAAUGACCAAAGUAUAGAGGAUAUAAGUUUUUAAUGCUUCAGUUCUGAUAGUUAAACUUUUGAUAGUUCAGCAUCUGGUCUUAGUUUAAUGCUAAGGCACACUAAACCAUUAACGGACAGCAACCAAGACUUAAUACUAUUGGUUACUUUCCAAAUAUCAACAUAUGAUUUACUUUUCCAUUAUUCCAUCUACUAAACAAGCUUUCUUAUGACAAUAAAUAUUCAAAUCAGAAUUAAUUUUUGGAAUACUAAUUCACUGUUCACAAACUAUUUAAGUUAAGCAACUGAUGAAAUAUGAGUGGAAGGUCACAUAUACGGUGAUAGUUAUUUUAGAACAAUUGGAUAUUGUAUGGAAAGUAUAUUUUUCAGCAACUAGAUAUAUAAUCUCUGACCACUGUGUGUCAAUGGCUGAGAAAGAGCAACAAUGGAAACUCAAAAGCUUGCUAUCUUCUGAAAUGUGACAUGGCAUGAUUGUGAAUUCUGGAUAUUUCAUAAGGUCCCUAUGCUUUGCAGACAAUUCUGUAGUUCUCUAGAUGAGUGGUCCUGCAGAUGUUAAAUUGCAACUCCCAGGAUCCCUCAUCAUUGGCUAUACUACCUUAUUGAAAUUUCAAAGCCCUUAGAGCAGGGGUGAAAUCCAGCAGGUUCUGACAGGUUCUGGAGAACCGGUAGUGGAAAUUUUGAGCAGUUUGGAGAACCAGUAGCAGAAAUUUUGAGUAGUUGCAAAUACCACCUCUGGUUGGCCCCCGAGUGAGGUGGGAAUGGAGAUUUAGGAGUAUCCUUCCCCUGGAAUGGGGUGGGAAUGGAGAUUUUGGAGUAUCCAUGGCCACCAAGUCACCCCACACCCACAGAAACAGCAGUAAAAAAAAUUGGAUUUCACACUGCCUUAGAGCAACCUUUUCGGCAUCAAGUGCCCAAACCAGAACACGCGUGCAUGCAGUGCCUAAAAAUGGCCCAGAAAACAGUCUGAAAAUACCCAAAAAAACCAGCCUGUUUUUUGGCCGGUUUUCAGCACCCAUGAAGAUCAGCUGGCUGGCACACAUGUCCAUGCUGGGAACCAGAAGAGCAGCUGGGGAUAGCGCGCGUGCCCGGAGAGGGCUCUGAUUGCCACCUCUGGCACACGUGCCAUAGGUUCGCCAUCACGGCCUUACAGGGUCACAUAUUCAUCUCUGUUCUAAUUAGAUUUGAUGACUAAUGGAGGUUAAAAAGUCAACUGGACCACAAGAUGGGCGGCAAAUAAAUCUGAUAGAUAGCUAGAUAGAUAAUGCAAGAAUGAAUGCAAGAAUGCAAGAAAUAUAUUUUCUGUUAAAAACACAUACAGCAGAAAACAGCACUGGCAAAUCCAGUAUUUAAUACAAUGUCUAUAAACAAUUUGCUAGAAAACUAAAUACUGCACAGAUAUCUAUUUCAGAAAUCAGAAGUAAAAAUUAAAGUAAAUACAUUAAUACUAAUGUAAUUCAAACAUAGAUUGUCACAACUUUCUAAGACAUUCUUUUCAAUCCAAAAAAGUUUGUUUAAACAAGGUCAAAAUCAUUGGAUACAUAGAUUGAGGACUCUGAGCUAACUUGAAAGAAUACCACUGAUAAAAAAAAAUCAAUGAGAUUGCUUCACAGUAGCUCCCAAUCAUUUGAUAACGGUGGGUCAUAAUAUUUAUCAUGGAUUAUAAUUUAGUACAGUAGGUGAGUAACGUAAUUGUGAUUUGUGGUACAACUAAUUGUGAUUUAUUCACUAACCUAUAGGUAAGUUAACAGCAUGUUAGUGUAUCUGUGCAAGGACAGAUACCAAGGGUAUCUGUCCUUGCAGAUUGGUAACUUUUCACUAGACCUGCAUCAGAUUUUUCAGUUAGAAUUGUCAGAAAUUGAAUCUAAAGUCUUGAACCCAUGUAACUUGCUACUGAAUUAAGGUUCCUUCCCAGUCAUAUCUUAUGUUUAUCAUACAAUCAAGUAUUUUCUAUCUGAAAUGAAUGUUUAGAUUUCCAUAAAAAUUCAAAUACUGUGCAAACUAAGGCAUAUACAUUUUAAAAUAUACAUUUGUCAGCUUUUUAAGAUCAGGAAACAAACAGAACUGAAGCACUACUUUAUUCUUGCAGGGUAUAAUUUCACAUUUUUGGAAGCCUUUGUUUUUCUUUCUCCCCGUUCUAGUACCAAGGCCAUCAAAGCACGGAAAUCCUUGAGGAUUUUUUUUUUCACUGCCUCCUCUUUCAGAACUGAGCUGUUGCACCCUACCUUCAAGGCUAUCAUCACUUUCCUCUACAUAUGAACUCAGUACAGGAGUGAUGUAUAUACAUAGGGCAGGCAAUCUGGUCAAAUGUUAGCAUGAUGUCUUUAUGUCCUCAAUUUUUGACGACUGAAAUGAUUGAACCGUUUCUUAAGUUUCAUUUCCAUAGAAAAACUUCAUCCAGUAUUGAAGAUCCAGCAACUGGGGAUGGGGGAUAUUCUCCAUGAAAUGAUGCCAAGAUUUCAUUUAAAUUCAAAGACAAUUAAAAAACUAAAGCAGUUUCAAAAAUAUCCAAAGUUUCAAAAAAGCUGGGGCAUAAGCGCACCAGCAUGCGUGCCUACCGUCCCUGUCCUAAAUGUUUUCUUUUAUUCGUAUCCUUUUCAUGUAUUUAUAGUUAAGUUUACACUUGUAUCUGUCAUAAAAUACAUGCUUGACGAAAUAAAUAAAAUAAAUUAAAAAUAAAAUAUCUUGAGUAGAGAAAAACUACUCAAUACGACGAACACAAAAGCUGAACCUGCAAUUAAUGUUAUACAGUAUACACCGCUGUGAGACUGGCGUGCCAGGCAGCUUUCUUCCGAUUUUUGCUCACUUAUCUAUUUCUCUUUAAACCCCAACAAAAUGCAAUUUUUUUAUUUAUUAUUCGAAUUUUUAUACCGCCCUAUCUCCCAAAGGACUCAGGGCGGUUCACAGCCUUAUAAAACAUAAGAAUAUAUACAAGUUAAAACAACAAUUAAAAAACUUAUUACAUUAGGCAAAAUUUAAAACUAUCGUUAAAAUAAUACAAACCCCCAUUUAAAACUAACUUUAAAACUAAACUCUAGGCCGCCCGGCACAAAUAAAUAGAUGUGUCUUAAGCUCGCGGCGGAAGGUUUGAAGGUCCGGAAGUUGACGAAGACCUGGGGGAAGGUGGUUCCAGAGGGUGGAGGCCCCCACAGAGAAAGCCCUUCCCCUGGGUGUCGCCAGUCGGCACUGCCUGGCGGACGGCACCGUAAGGAGUCCCUCUCUGUGAGAGCGUACGGGUCGGUGGGAGGCCGUCGGUGGCAGUAGGCGGUCCCCUAAGUUCCCCCCCAAUAACUUCUGGGGAACCUGACCAGUAUAGCGUUUUACAAAUGGCAGCGUUUCGGUCAAGCAGCCGGCGACAGCAACGCUCCCACGUGCUCCCACAAGUCUUUCGGACCGCCAAGCGCAACUUUUGUCAGCGCUGGAAGAAAAAAAGGUCCGUCCGGCUUUGCGCUUCUCCGUUAAGAAAGCCGAUGGCGGUACGAGGCGCCAGCCACAUGGUGCAAUAAUCAGGGGAGGAGAAGCAACAGCAGCCCAGAGUCGCAGCUAGGAGUGGCUUCCGCUGGAAAGCCCCACCACUAGGCCGGGCGAGCGGGCGGGCUGGCGCCGCCUUUCCCUCUGGCGCUCGGCGCGCAACAGAGGGCCGUGAACGAGGAAAAAUUCUGCGGCGCUUCGCUUUCUGCAAGGCGGGCGACAGCGGAGGCAGAUCCCCAGCCAUGUCCUUCCCCACCCCCCACUCCCUCUUCGAGCAAUCGGCCACGCUGCUCCGCUCUCGCCGGGGACCCUUCCCGCCACUCCUCGGCUCGGCCUCCCGAGGCCUGGAGCCGUCGCAGCGCCCAGCUCUCGACUCCCGUUGCCCCGCAACAGAGAUCACCUCCAGGGGCCUACCCCGCUCCUUGCGCUGGCGGGCCCCGCGUCCCCUUCUUACCUGCGGCCAAAGCGCUGGGGAGGUCUCAGCGCAGAGGAGAAGGGCCCCGGCUGUUCUGCCGGCGCGGCCGCCGCCUCCUCUGCUGCAGCAACAAAGGACUUCCGCCCCCGGCCGCGCCUGCUGCCGCUGCUCUCUUACUGCAGAAGAAACUCAGGGCUUUGCCGCGACCGCACUGAGCCGGACCCCUCCCCCCGGCUGGCGGCCAGCAAGCGGCGCCUGGCCCUGCUUGCUGCGGCUGGUGCGGUCGUGGCCAAUGUACAGGCACGACGCGGCCCGUCGCUCUUUUUCUCUGCCCUUUCCUAGGGACAACGGAGCAAUCGGCCGGCCCUCGGCAUGUCGGCAGAAAGCAGCCCGGUGCCAUCCCGUUGUCUCUAGGCUCGCAUUCGUGCCGCCAAGACGGGAGGAGAGCGUGGCUUCUGGCGCCCGGGAUGAUGCUUCUUCGCCUGGACGGGCAGGCAGGAUUAGGGAAAGAAGAUGCUUCGUCGUUUGCGUCUUUCCCAGGAAAGGCUAUUAUUCAUAUUCAGUUAGAGCGAAGAGACGCUUCCAACGAAGCACAAUGGAUACCGCAAGCCACAGCCUGAUCCUCCUGCAACAACUCAACAUGCAGCGAGAGUUUGGCUUCCUUUGUGACUGCACAGUUGCCAUUGGAGAUGUCUACUUCAAAGCUCAUCGAGCUGUCCUGGCUGCUUUUUCCAACUAUUUUAAGAUGAUAUUCAUUCAUCAGACAAGCAGUGAAUGCAUAAAGAUUCAGCCCACUGAUAUCCAACCUGACAUAUUCAGCUACUUGCUUCAUAUAAUGUACACUGGCAAAGGACCUAAACAGAUGGUCAAUCAUACGCGACUAGAAGAAGGCAUCCGUUUCCUGCAUGCUGACUAUCUUUCCCGCAUGGCAAUUGAAAUGAACCAGAUGCUUUCUCCAGAGGUGGUGCAGUCUUCAAACCUUUAUGGGAUUCAGAUCUCAACCACACACAAGGCUAUGAAGGAGAAUCUCCAAGCAAAGGAAAAUUUAACCAAUAUUGGUAGUAGAGCCACUAAUCAGGGAGAUCACCCUCAGCUCCAGCUAUCUCUGGCAAUUGGGCUGGAUGAUGGGUCUUUGGACCAGCAGGUUUCCCAUCCUUCUACCAAGACAGCUGGGAAACCACCAGAGGAGACUGCAAAUCCACCUGUGACUAUAAAGCAAGAGAAGACUGACGCAGAGCCAGUUGUGUCUCAGAGUCACACAUCAUCCUCCCCAAAUCUCAGGGGUCCAUCCUUUUCCAAAGAAAACCUCAAAGUUCAUUUAUGCCAGUACUGCGGGGAACAUUUUGAGUCCAGGAACAAUUUAUGUGAACACUUGUUUACUCAUGUGUCAGAAUCAUUGCCCUUCAGGGUUCCCACCUCCAUCUUGGAAAGCAAUAACCUUAGCCAACUACAGCCACUCAGUGAAAACUGUGAAGCUACUGAAAGCCACCGACUCAGUUCCUUCCUUCAGAAAGAAAAUGAAUAUCCCAGCCACUCCAGCUUAGAGGCACUGCCAAUUGGCCAGCUGUCACUGGUGUCCAAGGACACAGAACCUGUAGAAUUAAACUGUAACUUUUCCUUUUCACGGAAAAGAAAGAUCAGCUGCACUGUUUGUGGUCACAAAUUUCUCCGAAAAAACCAGCUUCUUGAACACAUGUAUACGCACAAAGGUAAACACUUCAAAUUUGCCCGAUACCAGCGGGUUGGCAACACUGCAGCCGUCAAGUUUCAGCCAUAUGGUGACAAUUGGAUCCCAAGUAUGGUGAAAAGCGGCACUCUCUCACAAGCUCAGGUGGAGUCACAAAACACAUUGGAUCCUGACCUCUCUCAAGAGAACAUUGAUACCAUACUUGUGGAAUAGUUCUCUCCUUUUCCAUUCUCUUUGACCUGCAAGUUUGUAGCCUGUGCAUUCCUGCAUUCAGCCCUAUUGUAUGAAUUCUGCUGAAAGAGUUUUUUGUUCUUCUGAAAUACAACAUGGCAGAUACCCUGUGUAUGUUCCUAGUUGGUGGGUCAGCUGUUUUCCAGAAUAUCCCCAGUACCUUAUGCCAUCAAGAAUGCAUUUGGAAAAAGCAUAUGAUAUAGCCAGAUCUUUGUACAUAUUUUUGUACAUAAAAUAUGUAAAAUAUUUUGUACAUAAAAUAUUGCUGAGAAAUACAAUCAGAGCCACCGAAAGAAUGGAAAUUUCACAUGCAGGAACUUUUAGGUUCAGACUGAUUGCUGGAACUUAAAAGGCCAUGGAAUGCUAUUCUUUGUCAACAUUGGGUUGCGGUACAUGUUCUGCUCAGUCCACUGUUGUGGAAGAUGUGGUAGUCACAGAUAUUUUUAGUAAUAACCAUAUAAUGCUGGCAUGUCACCUGUAGAGCUUUCCACGAUACAUCAGGUUGGGAGGACAACAAAGGGAAAUUGCAGUACUCCUAAAAGAAAAUGUUUAUUGUAAAUCAUAAUUUAAGUUAAAUAUGUUUUAAAUUAAUAUUUUGUUUAAUGUUCUUCAGUUUAAAGAAGGAUUAUAGUGUGUCACUGAUUAGUUUACUAGUUAUGAUGAAAUUAGAUUAAACAAUUCAUGUACUGUAAAAUAAAAUUUCUGUUCAGUUGCAUUA